Messenger RNA from Porites evermanni, 10412 nucleotides. Lineage: Eukaryota; Metazoa; Cnidaria; Anthozoa; Scleractinia; Poritidae. The record is from the annotation of a GenBank genome assembly.
UGGUAGAAAAUUGACCAAAUUUAUCGCUUUUCACCUUUAUUUCCACUACCUACUUAAAAAUGGAGUAAAUACGCCUUGUUGGGUGUUAAAUAUAGCCACAACGUGAAUAAUUUUUCCACGCAAGAGAGACGAUCAAAAGUUCUUUCGUCAAGCUUCGCCAACAUGAGUGAACAGCUGAAAUACAUCGUCGACGAACUGAAUAAGGAGCCUUUCAAGAGGAAUUAUAAUCUGAUAAGGUAUACAUUUCACUUUUUUUAUGAUACUGAGAAUUUCAAGGCGAAUAUAUGACUUGUGAGCUCAUACAAUUUUGGAAUUUAUUGCCAGUGAUUUUAAAUUACAUAUGUGACAAAUUUAUAUGAAAUAAAUCAUAUAUGAGAACCAAACGAAGAAUGAUCCCAGCAGUUAUAUAUUUCUCAUAUAUGAUUUAUUUCAUAUACAUUUGUCACACUCAUCUCUUUUACGCGAACGUAUGAACACAUAAUUGACUGGCUCCCAACAACAGUGGCUUCAUAGCUUAGUUGGUUAGAGCAUCGCACCGGUAUCGUGAGGUCAUGGUUUCAAAUCCCGUUGAAGUCCUGAAUUUUUUUCAGGCUUCAUGCGUAAGUAAUUUAGUUUGAGGGAAGUUUGAGGGUACGUGCCAUCGCAUGCACGCUUAAAUGGCUUUUUUUUUCAUUGCUUGCAAAAAAAAUUCUUUGAAUUUCUUGUGUUUUGAUUUUAAAAAACCUAAAAUAUCACAAAUUUUGUUGCAGUUAUAAUUAAUUGGUAACAGAACUUCUUGUUAUCCAAUUUAGUCUGUAAUCAUGCUCGUGAUUAAUCAAAUCAGAGUCCUACUCUGCGGUUGUCCGAUUUUGUUUAUCACUCAUAUGAUUACAGACCGAAUUGGACUCCCUUCAGUUCUAUUACCAUUAUUUAAUUUGAUGAUAGAUGAAAUUUUUCUUUCAGUUUUGAUUCUCUUCAACCACUACAGUUACUGCAAGUACUAAAUGAUGUGUUUGCAGAGAUUAAUCCUCAGGUAAUGUAAUAUUGAGGUAACAAAAGUAAAAAAAUUCAUAUGAUAACAAAGCGUAACAUACUUCCCAUUUGACACCAUACCAGUAACAGACACUAGAAAUUUGGUGGUCAAUGUAAUUUUAAUAUUAUUAUUUUCAUAUUUUAUUUGCAGCACAAAAUAGAUCUUCGUGAUGAAGACCCUGAACAAAUGGCAAAGAGAAUGUUUACAUUCUUGAGAAUUCUUAAAUUCAAGCCAAAAACAGAAGCAGGGAGUCUGUAAGUAAUAUCUACCUUGUUAUCCAUAACAGUCAAACCAGUGAAACCACGAGCAAUUGAAAUUUUUCAGGAAUGUUUGUUGUGUUACGGCCAGUCACAGCAAAGAUCAGGACAGGUGAACUCUAGCCACAAACAAUCAUUUAUUAAUCAACGUUCUUGCUUGGGGUUUAGUUUCUCACACCCGAUUGGCUUUAUUCUUGCAACACAAUAACAUUCCAGAAAUAUUUCUGGUGUUCACUGUUUUCCCAGUUUGACUGUAAGGACUCAAUUAAUUCUAUUCCUCUUAACUCUCUGGACCAUUCUGUGAAACAAAAUAUAUUUCUCUCUUUUUUCUUUAUUCUUUAUAGGAGUGCCUUCCGUAAUGGACUCAUCCAAGGUGACAAGCUGGUGGUGUAUCCCAUUUUACAAUGGCUGUUUGAAAACCUGGCAGAAUUAAAGAAAAGAGCUUACCUGGCAAGAUACCUUGUUAAGCUUGAUGUACCUCCAGACCAGCUGGCUGAUCAGGAACUUUAUGAGCUUCAUGAAACUGUAAUUAUAACCAUUAAUAGAUUAACUGUGGCAGGGUUAGCUCAGUCGGUAGAGUACUUGAUUGCAGAGCGGAAGGUCACGAGUUUGAUUUCCUGGGCCGGAACAAUACUCAGGAUCUUAAAAUAACUGAGAAAUUAGGGUACUUCCUUUGAACUGCAAGCAGCUAGACCGACUCGGGUGACCACAUAAAAUGGCAGUCCGGUCUCGAGUGGGAGAUGUAAAAAUAGUGCCCCUAAUUAGUACUUUCGUGCUAAAUACUUUCACACUCAAGUAAAGAGCAAUUUAUCCAUUCUUAGAGACCCAGGGCAGCUGGUCCUGCAGAGAACUUUUUCCUGGGUGAAAGAUAACUUUGUAGUCCCAACUAGCUGACCCUGUGAAUUUGAGGUGAUAGAUGGUUAUCCUCACACAUGGUGAAAUAUGAAUUUUUGCCAAGGUUAUUAUGUUUCCUGGGGUUUAAGUCACUUGUACAUGUAUUGAUAAUGUGUUUGAUUAUUUCUAAUUAGUAUUUAGAAAUGAUGGAACAAUUUAAAGAGCUGCACAAGACAGUGGAACAACUAAGGACAUCCGGAUUAUCAACAGGAGAAAUGAAAAAGGUUAGCAGAUCAUUUUAGCACCUGUUAUUCUAAUUUUGUGUAUAUUGCAGAAGGUUGGUUGAGGAAAUGGCUCUGGUACCAGAAUUUAAUCCAAAGAUAUCAGGUUUAAGUUCACUUCUGAUGAUGCACCUGUAAGUUUCAACUCCUCUUGAAAUCAUUACACUUUUAUUUUGCCAUACUUUGAACUUUAAAAUUAAUUUAUGUGUUUUUUUAAAUUUUGCACAGGAUAUAGUGAAUAUGGAGGAUGAAAAGGAGCAACUUCACAAGAGAAUUGACAGGAUGCAGAAAAAGGUAUGGCACAGUUUACAUCUGUAGUAAAACACUGUGGCAUCUUCGCAAAGAUUUGAAAUGUAAGUCAUUAUAACUUUAUUUUUUGUUAAAACUUUUUUAGGUUGAAAAUGUGAGGAACUACGAAAAGAUGUUACAAGCAGCUCGUACUUUGCGGGUUGAAAGAGAGAAGGAACACACUCUUGCUCAGCAGAAACUGGAACAGAAAAACCAGGUUAGUUCUUCCAAAAAUAUCAUUCAUUUUGAACUGUGACAGCUUGGGAAUUUUCCUUACUUUCCAGCUGAAACCUUUCUGAUCAAGGAAUAUCAUUGUUCUUUGGUUGUAGUUUGUCCACUCAGAACAGCGUUAUCAACGCAUGCAGCAACAAUUAAAGGAUCUGAGAGCACAGGGCGUCGGCACAACUGGAGCAGGUACAGUUGACUGUCUCUUAAUAGAUACCUCUUAAAGACGGACACCUUGGUAAAACAGACACCUAGAGUUGUUCCCCGCCUCUGUUUACUCCCCGAUGGACAUCACUUUUACACAGACACUUAAUGUUGCUCCUCAAGGUAUCCAUCUUAGAGAGAGAUGACCAUAACUUUAUAUUAAAUAUGAUAUGACCUGAAGUGUUCACAGUUUCUUGUUCCAAGACCUGAGCCUCAGUAUUUCAAUCCUGUACAAAUUUCUUUAGCCAGGUAUUUAUUCAAAUUCUGGGUUGUUAUGUUAUUGUAAGCCAAUAACAAGUGAAUGAAUUAAUUUCCCCUGAUUUUUUCAAAAAUUUGCCAAAUGGCAAUUUCUUCUUGUUUGGGCAAAAUGUACUCUACUUUGCAUCAAAGAAAAAUUUGAUGUUGAAUUUUUUUCAUGAAGUUAACUAACUUGAUGACAGAUGAAGAGGCAUUUUAGAUGUUUUUUUAUUUGCAGACCUUAUAAAGAGGCUAGAAGAAGAAAACAAGGUUAACAUGUAUCUUUGUCAAGAAAAACUGCCAAAGGUAUGAUAUUUCAGCUUCUACCUACACUAAACACAGUAGUUGGUAACAAGCAGCCUUGCAAAGAUGGAAGGCUGCAAGGCGGCAGCGUAAUAAAGCCACGUGUGAAAGUUCCAAGGCAGAAUGAAUCUUAAAGCAAUGUAACAUAAGGUAGUAUGACGUAACUUUUAUGACAUAGUGCAAAACAGAGAAUGCAUUGUUUUCGAGUGAACACGUUAUACGGAACAGAGAAUCACGAGCUUUGAUGGACACAUGACUACCCUGCAGCCUGCGUUCUCAUAAAUUACAGUAAUUCAUGACAUUUCUAAACAAAUUGAACAGUGCACGUUUAGGUAAAAUCGUUGGCACUUAAUGAUAGCUAUAACUAGUUUAUUAAGUUCAUUUGGAUAGGAAGACGAAAUAGGGUUGUCUUCUGCAGGUCUUGGGGCUGAGAUACAUUUUUUAGUGGAGUGACUAAAUUGUUAGCCUGCAAAGGCAGACAUAUUUCGGGUUGUCGAUUCUCUAAAGCAAUGACCUGAAAUAUGUCUGCAUAUGCAGUCUACAAACUUGUUAAUUAAGUGUGUUAGGUUUUCAGGUCUGUAAGUGUCAACAUUUCGGUCUCUAUUAAAACAAGUCAGGUUGAAAAUGCUUUGACUAUAGUGCUCAUUCAUUUGUUGUUUGAAUUUAAAGGAGCUGGAAGGCAAAAAGAAGUAUGCAAAAGAUUUGCAGAAGGUUGCAGAUGAACCAGCCAUGGGACAGAAUGACAUUGAUGAACUCAACAAACGAGUAAGACACAGAUACUUUUAUUGCAAAGAUAAAAUUCUUUUUGGGCAAACCACAUUUUACCAAUACAGUCAAAGUUAAGAUUUCUUUUGUAACUAAAAAAACACUCCACAUAACUAUGGUGUUACCCUAAGAUUUAUUAGCAUAGAAACUAAGGGAAGAGGUUGCAAAACUCCUACCUCAGCUUGCAGCUAGCAUCUGAGUUUUUCUUGUGUUAUUAAAGGCAAAUUUAAGGUAUAGGAGAAAAGGGCAACCCUUGGCUAAAGCACAUAUUAAAAUAAUUUAACCAUAAAGUUAGAUCCUGAAUUAACUGUAUAUAACUUAGGGUUCAUGGCUUUGGAGACUUUAAAUUUGGUUGGCCCAAAAACUGAAAGAAUAAGACAGAAAAAUGUGUUGAAAAGACAGCAAUCUCGUAGAAAUUGUAAUCAAGGAACGUUAAUUGCUAUUUGUUUAAAUUGCAGAUCAAGCAGCUGUCUGCAGAGAUCAACUCACUGAUUGAAAAAAGGAUGGUGAGGAAUGACCCCAUUGAUGACAAGCUGUCCCUUUUCAGACAACAAGUAAGUGACUUUUUUACCUUUGUUACAUAUUAAUACAUAAGUUAAGUUAAUUUCUAAGAGUGAAAAGAAUAUUCAAUUCAAUAGAAAGUGAUAGUAGUGAAGUUUUGAGUCAAUUAAGACGUCAAAGGCAUCAGAGAUUACCGAGGUAGAUGGCAGGUUAACCCAUUAAACCGCAAUAUCCACAUACAAAUUCUUCAAACUGAUCUCUAUACAUUUCCUUAAAGAAUUAGUUGAGAGAAUUUGAGAAAAGAUCAAAGCAUUUUUCUCAGAUGAUCAUUUUAUUAAUUCUCAUAACCUUAUCUCUUGACAAUCUAUGGAUAUCGUCAGGAGAAAAUUGAUGUUGGUCACUAUUGGCACUAUAAAGGCUUAAGAGUAUUUUCAAAAUUAUUUGGAAUGAAGAGCAAAAUAGUGAAGACAGUUGUGGCUUAAGUUCAAAUAAACAACUGUACACUACUUUGGCAGGCAUAUCCUAAAACCACUGACGAAUAAAAAGACUAAGUAAUCAUUUUUACAUGUUACCGAAAGAAUGUAAACGUUCAGUCUUUCAUGAAUCAAUAUCCAUCCUUAGAGGGAAGGACCUUCCAUCUUUUGAGCAGUUGUGUUCGUGUUUUCAUCACAUUGUCUUUAUAUUUCUCAUAUUCCAAAGGCUUCAAUAAUAGCGCGCAAGAAAGAAGCCGCUGCAGAGAAACUUCAAGAGGCGAUGGAUGAGGUAACUGACCGUUAUUUCAUGAAAUAAAAGUGAUUUAUUUUGUAAAUGCUAUGAUUGAUCGAGGAUUUUUGGGCUUGUUAAUUUCACGCCACAAGACGCCUCAAGACGGAGAUGGGUAAGAGGGUAGGGGUGGUGAUGUUUAGUUGUACAAUCGUUCUGUGAAACGUCAUUGAAAUUCGUUCAGGAUGGGGAGAGCUCUUUGGCGAAAAUUUUUAAAAGAGAGUAUGAAGCUAACUAUCCUUUUUCAGGGGUUGGGGGCUGAGGGAAGGUUGAAUUUUGUGGGAGCAUAAACUUCUUUUGGUAGGGACCAUAAGCAACAACAACGGCGACGGGAGGGAAAACGUUACAUGUACUUUCAAAGUGAAACUUUGCUGAGAUUACGCCACUCUAUUUGUCAAAUAUAGCGUAGGCGAAUUCCCCUGGGGUUGUAAUUUUUAGUGGUAUAGCAAGGUUCUAAAAGAGAACGAAGAAUUCGCUGUCGUGUGGUUUUUUGACCUCUAUCAGGACCAUAAAACGUCGUACUGUUUUGUUUCGUAUUUUUAAUUUCGCGUUGCAAUAACCGUAGUUCUUAUUUUUAUACAGAAGUUUAAACUAUUUGUUUGUGUUUAACUUCAAGGUUUCCAGUGCGGAGGCUGACUACCAGAAAAAGAAGGAACUGCUUAAGGAAAGUGAAGGAUCCGAGGUGUUAAAAGGGGACGAGGUAUGUUUUUAAAUAGCAGAAGCAAUCUCUAGAUAUUAGAGAGCUUUGGGGCGCGAUCCAUUCAACCAACAUUCAGACCGGUCCGACCGGGAAAAGAGGACCACCUCAAAAGGUGGACCUGUUUUUUCGAAACUUUUCCGGUUGGCCCGAACCGAUCCAUUGAGUUUUGGACCGAAAUUUCCGGAAAUUUUGGUUGAAUGGAUCGCGCCCUUGGAUUCUAAGACGAGAACGACGAGUACAAGAUUUUCUCAAUAGUGAAAAGCGCUCGCGCGUGAACCGGCGUCAUUUUGGCGGGAAAACGUGGUAGCUGUCGGCAUUCUACUACGAGUUUUAGCGAGUGGCGGGAACAAGUUUUAGCAUUUUGCAAUCGGGGGAGGUCUUAACUUCCUUCAAUAACGAUAACAGUGCUAAUUUUUUUGGUGAUAAAAAGUACAAUGAAGCAUUCCGGGGUGUCUACUUUUUGACAAUAUGCGAAAAAACUUAAAUCAAAUCUCGUACCCGUAGUCCUUCUCGUUCUCCAAUCUAUUAAAGGUCUCUAUUAACCUUUAUAUUUUGCACUACAACCUUUCACAAAUACUAUUAUGGUCUCUUCUCAAUUGCAGUUCAAGAGGUACGUGAAUAAGCUGAGAGGAAAAAGUACUGUGUAUAAAAAGAAACGACAAGAGGUAGGUAGCUCAACUUGCUAUAAACCAAGGGGGGUAUAAUUAUUUUCAGCUUGUCUAAAGCAUCUAUAAAUUUGUAUGGAGAUAUACUUAUCCGAGAUUUCAUUUUCAUAAGUCGCGUCUUUAGUUGCGUGACCUUUGUGCUGGACGCGCCGGUGUCGCUUUACAGCGACCGUUGAAAUAAGAGACUUUGUAUGAGAAAUAAAAUACUGAGAUCUGCAAACGCUAAAUAACGUCAAAUCUCCUUCAAUGAAAUGAAUAGAAAAGGCGUAGCUGCGAUGUUUUGGUGUCUCCUUGUCGUUUUACGGCGCGUCCAGGACAAAGGUCACGCGUCACCUUUUCCUCGUAACGUGAGUUUGGGACACCUGUGCUGCGAGCGUAGCCUCCUUUUGUCUUUUUCUUGAUAGAGGUAGGCGCGCCAAAUUUGAGGAAGCAAAAGAAACGCUCUGCUAGCAAGGCGCGUUUUUAACUGGAAUGUUCCCCUUUGCACAUAUUUUUAAAGUUCUAUUUGUCUUUUCUAUUUUUAGUUGGCAGAGCUUCGUGCUGAGUAUGGUGUUCUUGCCAGGACAGAAGAAAUCCUUAAAGCGAAGGACGACACAUUCCAGCAACAGAUGGUAAUGAUUUAACCUUUUUACUGCAAAAUUUAACUUUUAAGAGAGGUCUAAUUUUUUGAUAAGGAUGAAUAAUUUCAUUUCAUUGCUGCCAUAAACGCUCACGAUUUCAUCAAUGCCGACAAUCUGUUGUUAAGUAUGAAGUCCCUACUCACAUGGUGCUCUGUAUUGUUCCUUUAUAGGCGAACCUGGAGGCCAAAAAGGGCGUGUCAGGUUUCCAUGAGACACAAGAACAACUGGAAAAUGUGUCUACCAAGAAAAGUGAACUAGAUGAACAGAAGGGAAAAACACUAGAGGAUAUCUCUGAACUGGUAGGGAGGGGAUGGAUGGUUUCUUAUGUACAAUUGCUUCAUACGCGGGGGAAUGGACUAAAGAAUACAAACACACAGGUUUUUUCUCAUUGAUAGGGAGGGGUUCCACGGUAGCAUUUUUGGCAAAUGCCAGAACUGUAAAUAAUAUAGGGCAGGUUUAGGUGUUGUUUUUUAUCAUUACUAAAUAGUAACUGGUCAUUAUUUUUUCAGGUUCGACAGUUAAAUGCCACAAUUGCCGAUAAGAAGAGCUCUUUGGCUCCAAUCAUCAAGGAACUGAGGCCUAUGAGACAAAAAUGCCAGGUACCCAGUUCUCACUUUUCUUCUUUCGUUUCCCUUUGAUGUCCGAUGUUCAUGUUACAUAUCGUUGCAUUCUAAUUUGUUCUUUUUUUUAAUAUUUGCCAUUAAUCUCUUUGUUACAAUCAACUCUUGUAAUUUCUAAAAGGAAAUCACUGGAGAAUACGAAGAAAAGAAAGCAGCGUACGAGAAUUUAGCUGCAGGACUGGAGAGCAACAUGUCAAAAUUAGAACAGGUACGAAAACUUUGCUUAAAUUUCUUUAAAUGUAAAAAUUCAGUAACUCUCAUUGGAAUGAUCACACUCUAGGUUUUCGUCCACAAACUCAGAAGUAAAUAAUGAUGAUGAUGAUAAUAAUAAUAAUAAUAAUAAUAAUAAUAAUAAUAAUAAUAAUAAUAAUAAUAAUAAUAAUAAUAAUAACAAUAAUUGCUAUACUUAUACAGCAAAUAAAUAGAUUAGCUGAGUAUAAAAGAAACAGCUGGUACAAACCUAUGUGCAGCAGUAAAAUAUUUCAAGAUAAGAACGAUAGAACAACUCAAAUCACACCUCUCAUCAUUUGACUUUUAUUGAAAGGAUUAUUUUGGUUAAUAACAUUCGGAGUUUUUGUUUUAGGAAGUACGUGUACUUCGUGAAGAAAUAACCCAUGAAGAAGGCCGCUAUCAUUAUUUACACUGCAUGUUAAAGGUAAGACAAACCCGCUCGUUUGAGACGUUUUUGAUAUUGUUUGACUCAUUUGAUAAAAUUGCAUUAGCCCGAGUUCAUCUGAACUGUAUACUGUUAUGUUAAUUCAUUUUUAUUUUCGCGAUCAUUCAGGUACUUGAAGUACAACAGAAGCGAAUUGACGAUGAACUGAAGGCUUACCGUUCCGCGGAUACUACAGAUCGUAAAAAGUCCUUCAGGUACUCGGAUGCAUGACUGUUAAUAUCUUAAACAAAUACCUCCCUCCCCUUUGCAUUUACUAAAACUGAACACAACUAACGUUGAGCAGCCAUUGUCAAGCUUGCCCCCUCGUUUGAAAAAAAAAAGGUGUACUGCGUUUUAGCACUUUAGUUUGAUUUCAAGGACUUAACCGAGUAUCGCAAUAGGUUUUUAGGGAUGCAGGAUUUGCGUUAUUCGAAGACCGGGAUUUGGGAAAGAAUGCUUGGGUUGCAGGAUGCCGAAAUUAACCGUCGGGAUCACAGGAUUACAAGGUCGGGCAGUUGAUGGGAUUAAAGAACCCACGUGAAAAUUAUAACCUUUCCUGUGACACUGUGGUUUCUUUGUCUAGGGAGCAGUUUACUAAAAAGAUUCAAGAACAAGAAAAUUUGGGAAAGGUAUGAAAGACAACAAAGCAUCACUAAACCUCGUUACACUAUUCAGGCCCUUAAGUUUUACUUUUUGAUUCCUUCAGAGUCUGCGCGAUAGACAAAAAGCUGUACGAGAAAACCAAGCACCUAACAUGAAACAAAUGAAGAUGUGGAGCGUAAGUAAAAACCCGGUCAAAAUCUUAGUUCAACAAUGGAACCGUUUUGAUUAUCAAAACAUGGAAGCGUUAGUGUAUUAUUAAUGUAGUAGUAGUAUUACUAGGGGUAAUGGUGGCAUAUACAUGUAUAUGAAGUAUGCGUGUAGAUAGUUAACGUAUAAUUUGUAUGUAAAAUCUAUGUACGUGUAGUAUGUAUGCAGUAUGUAUGUAACAUGUAUGUAAUUUGUAUGUAAGAUGUAUGUAGUACCUAUGCAAUAGUUAUGUAGCAUGUAUGUAAUUUGUAUGUAAAAUGUGUGUAGUACGUAUGCAAUAUGUAUGUAGCAUGUAUGUAAUUUGUAGGUAAAAUGUAUGUAGUACGUGUGCAAUAUGUAUGUAGCAUGAUCUAAUUUGUAUGUAUUAUGUGUGUAUGCGCUGGGAAAAGCAUAUAAUGUAUGUAUGGGUACUGCGAUGAGGUUGAGUUGUUAUGCGGUAGCAAGAGAGAACUUGGAUCUAGCUCAUUCUCUCUUGGCGGUAGUGAGGGGUUUCAGCUCUGUAGCAGUCACCUAAACUGUUCUAAAAUAAUGUCUUACUCUUUCACUCCAGGAUCUUGCAAAAUUGUUAGAGUGCAAGAGAAACUGUAUGUUAAAGCAAGAGCAAGAAAACCAGAGUGGGGCGGCUACCCUAACACAUCAGGGGCAAGAUGGAGAAAAUUUGUUGGUACUUUGA